AUGAACGCGCCUCACGAGGAGGCGGCUGAGUUCGCGAAGCAGAGCAAGCGCGAGAACCGCGUCUACGUCGGCAACCUCAGCUACGACGUCAGGUACCGAGACCUCAUGGAGUUUAUGCGGGGAGCUGGGGAAGUGCUUUUCGCCGAAGUCCUCGUGACUCCGACUGGGGUAUCUAAGGGUUGCGGCAUUGUGGAGUUUGCCUCUUCCGAGGACGCACAGCGCUCCAUCCGGGAACUGUCGGAGCAAUUGCUUCUUGGUCGACCCGUAUUCAUUCGUGAGGAUCGCGAGCAUGAAUCGCGUUUCGGAGCCACGCCUGUCCCCGGUAAAAUCGGCAUGGCAAUGGCCGGUCAAGGGCUCAACGCGGCCCCUCCCCCUCGCCCGCCGUCCCACAACUACUUCAACCAGUCCGCAAACCCGGGCAACCAGCUCUACGUUGGCAACCUGCCCUAUCAAGCGGGCUGGCAGGACCUCAAGGACCUCUUCCGGUCUGCAGGCAACAUCAUCCGCGCCGACAUCAAUAUCGGGAUGGACGGACGGCCUAAGGGUUCAGGUACCGUCAUUUUUGAGACCUCCAAGGAUGCUCAGCAGGCCAUCAGCAUGUACAAUGGCUUCGACUGGUAUGGCCGCGCGCUCGAGGUCCGCGAGGACCGCUACGCUGGUCUCACCGGCCCCGGUUCGUACCGUGGCGCCCUUCGCGGCGGUGUCCGUGGCGGCGGGCGUGGUGGCUUCCGCGGGAGUCUCCGAGGGGGUUUCCGCGGCGGGGCGUACGCCGGUGGGGCUGGCGGCGGGCGCGACUUCUCUAGUCAGGACAUCUACGCCGACUACUCCGGCCCCGACCAGGGCGACAUGCGUGGCAUAGGCGGCGGAUUCGGUGACGCGGCCUACGGCGGUGGUGGCGCAGCGUACGGUGGCUUUGACGCUGAGCCUAGCCAGCAGAUCAUGGUCCGCAACCUCCCAUGGUCUACCGCGAACGAAGACCUUGUCGAGCUCUUCGAGACAACAGGCACGGUCGAACUCGCCGAAAUCCUGUUUGAGGGUGCCCGCUCGAAGGGCUGCGGCGUCGUCCAGUUCGCCCAGAUCCCCGAGGCGGAGACCGCCAUUGCAAAAUUCCAGCAGUACAUGUACGGUGGACGGCCGUUAGACGUCCGCUUCAACGACCGCUGGCACACGUUCACGCCCAGCGCCGCGAAAGGCGGGCAGGCUAUGCCCAUACAGACCGACGUUGCCAUGUGA
This is a messenger RNA of Epithele typhae, 1233 nucleotides long. RefSeq names its product RNA-binding domain-containing protein. NCBI's taxonomy places the organism in Eukaryota, Fungi, Basidiomycota, Agaricomycetes, Polyporales, Epitheliaceae. Gene Ontology annotation, cellular component: cytoplasm; nucleus. The record is from RefSeq and is a predicted model, not a curated record. Gene Ontology annotation, molecular function: mRNA binding. The coding region runs from base 1 to 1233 and encodes 410 amino acids. The transcript has 9 exons.